Glycine soja is the source of this 345-nucleotide messenger RNA. Its product is annotated as proteasome subunit alpha type-7-like. The record is from RefSeq and is a predicted model, not a curated record. Gene Ontology annotation, biological process: ubiquitin-dependent protein catabolic process. NCBI's taxonomy places the organism in Eukaryota, Viridiplantae, Streptophyta, Magnoliopsida, Fabales, Fabaceae. The coding region runs from base 1 to 345 and encodes 114 amino acids. Gene Ontology annotation, cellular component: nucleus; proteasome core complex, alpha-subunit complex. The transcript is spliced from 3 exons.
AUGGCUAGGUACGACCGAGCAAUCACUGUGUUCUCCCCCGACGGCCAUCUCUUCCAGGUCCAGUAUGCCCUCAAAGCCGUCCGCAAGGGCAACGCCAUCAUCGGCAUCCGCGACAUCGACAACGUCGUCCUUGGCAUCGAGAAGAAAUCCAACGCCAAACUCCAAGACUCCAGGUUGGUAAUGUUGUUACUGAUGAUUAUCAUGAUUAUAUUGGCACAUUUGAAUAUUGGUGGACCCAUGGCUCUCAGAGUUGCAACUGUGGAGCAAGGAAACAUCGAUCCAUAUAGUGUUCUCUUAAUGAAAACUGAAUUAGCUUCAAUUUCUAAUACUUAUAUUACUUCUUGA